AUGGCCAACGGCACGGCGGCGGUGUCCGUCUUCCUCCUGCGGGGCUUCUCGGCUGGCCCCGAGCUGCGGCCGCUGAGCGCGGCCAUCUUCCUUCUCGUCUACCUGGCCGCCAUCCUGGGCAACGUGUCCAUCGUGGCCGCCGUGACGCUGGACGCCAGGCUGCACACGCCCAUGUACUUCUUCCUCAAACACCUGUCGCUGGUGGACAUCUGCUCCACGUCCACCACCCUGCCCCGGGCCCUGCUGGCCGCCGCACUGGGCUCCGGGGAGAUCUCCGUCCCGGCCUGCGCGGCCCAACUCUUCGCCUUCGUCUGCCUGGGCUCCACCGAGUGCUUUCUCCUCACCUCCAUGGCCUACGACCGCUGCCUGGCCGUGUACCGGCCGCUGGUGUACGGCGUGGCCAUGAGCCCCCGGGCCUGCGUGGCCCUGGUGGCGGCGGCCUGGGGCGGCGGGCUGCUCUUCUCCGCCUUCCACACGGCCAACACCUUCUCCCUGCCCUUCUGCGGCCCCAACGUGGUCGACCACUUCUUCUGCGACAUCCCCCCGCUCAUGCGCCUCGCCUGUGCCCACGCGGCGGCCCACGAGGCCGCGGGCUUCGCCGCCAGUGGCUGCGUCAUCAUGAGCUGCUUCGCCCUCACGGUCUUGUCCUACGUCCGCAUCCUGGCCACGGUGCUGCGGAUCCGCGCGGCGGCCGGCCGCUGGAAGGCCUUCUCCACCUGCUCCUCCCACCUGGCCACCGUGCUGCUGUUCUACGGCACCGGCAGCUCCGCCUACAUGCAGCCCGCCGCCCGCUACUCCCCGCUCCAGGGCCGCCUGGCCGCGGUCUUCUACUCCGUCCUCACACCCACCCUGAACCCGCUCAUCUACAGCCUGCGGAACAGGGACAUGAAGGGCGCCCUGCGCAAGCUGUGCCUCCGGGGGCCAGCGUAG
Condylura cristata (star-nosed mole) is the source of this 930-nucleotide messenger RNA. Its product is annotated as olfactory receptor 12-like. Gene Ontology annotation, molecular function: G protein-coupled receptor activity; olfactory receptor activity. Bases 1 to 930 code for a protein of 309 amino acids. Gene Ontology annotation, biological process: G protein-coupled receptor signaling pathway. The record is from RefSeq and is a predicted model, not a curated record. Gene Ontology annotation, cellular component: membrane. The transcript has a single exon. NCBI's taxonomy places the organism in Eukaryota, Metazoa, Chordata, Mammalia, Eulipotyphla, Talpidae.